This is a messenger RNA of Microplitis mediator, 1564 nucleotides long. Its product is annotated as alpha/beta hydrolase domain-containing protein 17B. The record is from RefSeq and is a predicted model, not a curated record. NCBI's taxonomy places the organism in Eukaryota, Metazoa, Arthropoda, Insecta, Hymenoptera, Braconidae. The transcript has 3 exons. Gene Ontology annotation, cellular component: endosome membrane; plasma membrane. The coding region runs from base 654 to 1508 and encodes 284 amino acids. Gene Ontology annotation, molecular function: palmitoyl-(protein) hydrolase activity. Gene Ontology annotation, biological process: protein depalmitoylation.
AAAUAAAAUUUUUUCAGCUCGACAACUGACAGCCCACUGACGUCUAGCCAAAAUAAUUCGAGAAUCGUAAUCGUGUAGUCACAAAAUACUUGAUAUGGUUGAAUGGUAAAAGUAAAAGACACUUGGGUGAGUGGUUGACUGACUGAAUUGUUGUAAAUUGGGAACUGUGAACGCGAACGUCAUGGCUGACUCACUAUCACCACUUACUAUAAUCUAGUACAAGACAAGGAACAUUUUUGUUAGGAUAAUAAACGAAAAAUGCUGCUACAAACUGUUACGGCUCUACGACUACAGCUGAGUCAAUAGGCGUUACAUGUAUACGUUAACUCAGUUCAUUGUGUUGUUUAAAUAUAUAUCCCGAUGUAUAUAUAAAUAAUAUAAGUGAUUAUUGGUGAUAAUUUAAAUCUGAAUAAGUAUUAUUACUGUCACCAUCAUCGUCAUCGUCAUCGUCAUCGUCAUCGUCGUUACCACUGAUACAAUAUUCCUUUUAAAUAAAUAAAUAAAUAAAUAAUAAACAAUAAUAACAGAUGCGUAGAAUGAUCGAGGGUUGGUGAUAUCUUCAAGUGCUUCCGCGAGUGAUUGAAGUUUUAAAUUCCUGUCAAGUUAUUGGUGACUGGUAAAGCGUAAAAUAUCAAAUAUUUACAAUAAUCAUAAUGAAUUCAUUAGGGGAAUUCUGCUCACUCUUUUGCUGUCCACCUUGUCCGUCCAGGAUCGUUGCUAAAUUAGCAUUCGCACCUCCAGAACCUACAUACAGUUUUGUUGAAGACGAAGGAUCAAAGUUUACAAUAUCUUUGUCGAAAAGAGCCGAGUGGCACUACACAGAACGUGAAAAGGAAUCAAUUGAAGGGUUUUACGCAAGAACAUCCCGUGGAAAUCGCAUCGCGUGUUUGUUUGUUCGGUGUUCAGCAACUGCCAGAUUCACCAUUCUCUUUUCCCAUGGCAAUGCCGUUGAUCUGGGUCAAAUGUCAAGCUUUUAUCUCGGACUGGGAUCUAGGAUCAAUUGUAAUAUAUUUAGUUACGACUACUCCGGUUACGGGGUCUCGGGUGGAAAGCCCUCGGAGAAGAAUCUCUACGCGGACAUCGACGCUGCCUGGCAUGCAUUGAGAACCCGCUAUGGAAUCAGCCCCGAAAAUAUAAUCCUGUAUGGCCAGAGUAUUGGUACUGUACCAACUGUUGAUUUGGCUGCCAGGUACGAGGUCGGUGCUGUCAUUCUGCAUUCGCCUCUGAUGUCGGGUAUGAGAGUUGCUUUUCCAAAUACAAAGAGAACUUGGUUUUUUGAUGCAUUUCUCAGCAUAGACAAAGUACCCAAAGUAAUGUCACCUGUAUUAGUGAUUCACGGCACGGAGGAUGAUGUCAUAAACAUCAGUCAUGGCUUAGCGAUAUAUGAAAGAUGUCCACGAGCUGUUGAACCUCUUUGGGUUGAGGGAGCUGGUCACAAUGAUGUCGAAUUGUAUAACCAGUAUUUGGAAAGAUUGAAACACUUUGUAAGUGUCGAGUUGGUAAACUGACGUCGAUUGAGCUGCUCACAGAGCCAGCAACAGCAACAGCAAGAAGUCGUUGGUGU